This is a messenger RNA of Alexandromys fortis (reed vole), 1336 nucleotides long. It is a transcript of the gene Tpmt, whose product is annotated as thiopurine S-methyltransferase. The transcript has 10 exons. NCBI's taxonomy places the organism in Eukaryota, Metazoa, Chordata, Mammalia, Rodentia, Cricetidae. Bases 255 to 989 code for a protein of 244 amino acids. The record is from RefSeq and is a predicted model, not a curated record. Gene Ontology annotation, molecular function: thiopurine S-methyltransferase activity.
ACUAGCCACCCGCGUCCCGGGAACCACCGCAAAACCUGGGGAGAGAUCAGAAGGCAGAGGCUUUUUGAGUCCUAAGACUCCGUGCUUAGUGGCGUGUUUCAUGUGUUUUACACGUGUCCAAGUGUCAUUCCAAAGUCAUACUCGAGCCCUACCAAAUGUCGGGAUUUUUAAAUGCGUCAACCAUUCAUGAAGGAAGCAGAGGACUGCUGGGCACUGGAGAUACCAUCCUCUGAGACAAAAAUUGUCUUCAAACUAUGGCUGAUGCCACCUCACUCCGUGUGAAAGAGCUCCCCAAUGCUGAAGUGCAGAAGAACCGUGUACUAACCCUGGAAGAAUGGCAGGAUAGGUGGGUGACCCGUAACAUCGGAUUUCAUCAGGAACAAGGGCAUUGGCUAUUAAAGAAGCAUUUGGAUACAUUCCUUAAAGGCCAGAGUGGACUGAGAGUGUUUUUCCCUCUCUGUGGAAAAGCGGUUGAGAUGAAAUGGUUUGCAGACCGGGGCCACACUGUAGUUGGUGUUGAAAUCAGUGAAAUUGCGAUUCGGGAAUUUUUUACAGAACAGAAUCUUUCGUAUACCGAGAAACCACUUACCGAAAUUGCUGGUGCCAAAGUAUUUAUGAGUUCUUCAGGGAACAUCUCAGUGUAUUGCUGCAGCCUGUUUGAUCUUCCCAGAGUGAAUAUUGGCAAGUUUGACAGGAUUUGGGACAGAGGAUCGUUAGUGGCUAUCAAUCCAGGUGACCACGAUCGCUAUGCAGAUGUAAUACUGUCCCUACUGAACAAAGGGUUUCACUACCUCGUGGCCAUCCUUUCUUAUGAUCCAACUAAACAUGCAGGCCCGCCAUUUUAUGUUCCAGACGCUGAACUUAAAAGGUUAUUUGGUAAGAAGUGCAGCAUUCAGUUCCUUGAGGAGGCUGAUGCUUUGGAAGAACGACACAAAGCUUGGGGACUUGAUUACAUUUUUGAAAAAUUGUAUCUCCUUACAGAAAAGUAAAACACAAUCCCAGCAUGCGGGAGGCAGGGGCAGGUGGAUCUCUGUAAAUUCCAGGCCAGCCUGGUGUAUAAGCUCCAGGGCAGCCUGGCCUAUGCAGAGAAACUCUGUCUUAGAAAAAAAAAAAGCAAAACAAAAAUAAUCAAUCCUUGUAUGAGUUUUUAAAAAUGAAAGAUUAUGUUAAUGCUUGAAAGUAUAAGCACUUGGAAUUUUCUUAUGCAGCGUACAGAUCUUUGCUCAUGAUUUUUUAAGUGAAGUCGCACAUUAAAUACCGUGUGUCUUGUUUAUAGUCAGCAUGUAUUACUUCUAUAAUCAAAAAUCUAAUGCCUGUAACUUUAAACAAUAAAUAA